AAGAAACAUUUUGUCCAACCCAGUAUGUGCAGCCCCUAACACACCCAGAAGAUUAAAAAAAAAAAAAAAAAAUCGUUGGAUAAAUCAGUGGAUGGUUGGAGCAGGAAUCUGCUGUAACUGUGGCCUGAAGCAGACCAGACCAUCCCUGACGUAUCUAAAUAGAGGCUUGGUCUGGAGAACUAACAUCCUUAGUGAGCUUGUCCCUUGUACAGUCUUGUCUUUGGGUACUAGGAUUAAUUUGGCCUGGAUUCAGGGCCAUCCUUAGCGGCCAGGUCCACGCUGAGCAGCUGAAGAUUCCCUUAAAUGUUCCUUGAUAUCCAUUGGGCACUUCCUAUGUACUAGAUGUUGCUCUGAGCGCUUUCAGUGAAUUAGUCCAUUCAAUUCUCACAGCAGUCUUAUGGGACGUACACAGUUAGUAUCUCUGUUUUGUAGAUGAGAGUUAGAAAAUGUUAAGUAACUUUUCUAAGAUCAGCUACUAAAAACAGAGUCUGUGUGCACACCCAGGCAGCCUGAUUCUAGAGCAGGCCAGCAUCACCGCCGUCUCAUGUUGCCCAGGUUCCUGUCUUCCAGGGGCUCUUUUCUCAACCCCUUCCCUCUCCCAAGAUGGGAGGCAAGGUGAGAGCUAAGAAGAGAAAAUUUCUGCUUGAUUGUUUUAUUUAUUCUGUUUGCUUAAAUGCCCUCAUCAUUACCUAAAUUGACACACAUUUAGCCAGAAGGAGGCCAUCUUUUCUUAUUUGUAUCUAUAUGUCGUUACCUGCCCAUGAAGAUAACUUUUCACACCGAAUUGGAAUGAUUUUCAAAGAGCCGUAUAAAGCAAACUGUAUUGCCCUUUGCAGGCCAUCUCUGCUUCUCAGUGGGCUGGAAACCGCACGAUUGCUUCCUCUUUAUCUUUGUAGUGAGAGCCCAGCAUUUGUCACUCGGCGUCUGAGCAACUUCAGUGACACCACCAGGAAAGGUCUACACUGGUCCAAAUGGCACGCUUCCCACAUGUGGCAUCAUUUUUUCUCUUUCUGACUAAGCUCAGCAUUGGCCAGCGAGAAGUAACAGUUCAGAAAGGACCGCUAUUCAGAGCUGAAGGUUACCCCAUCAGCAUCGGCUGCAAUGUAACUGGCCACCAAGGACCUUCUGAGCAGCAUUUCCAAUGGUCUGUUUACCUGCCAACAGCCCCGACCCAAGAAAUCCAGAUCAUUAGCACCAAGGAUGACACCUUCUCUUAUGUACUGUAUGCAAAGCGGGUAAAAAGCAGGGAAAUCUACGUGGAGAGAGUCCAGGGUAACUCAGUCUUUUUGCACAUUUCCAAGCUCCAGAUGAAGGAUACUGGCGAAUAUGAGUGUUUCACACCCAACACUGAUGAAAAAUACUAUGGGACUUACAAUGCGAAGACUAAUCUUAUUGUCAUUCCAGAUACCCUCUCGGCGGCCAUGGCUUCCCAGACUCUAAGUAAGGAGGAAGGUGAGCCGUUGGAACUUACCUGUGAGGUGUCCAAAGCCACAGCUCAACAUACCCACCUCUCCAUCACCUGGUACCUGAUGAAGGAUGGAGAAGGAAGCCAAGCCAGCAAGAUUAUUUCCCUCUCCAAAGAUUUUACAUUGCUCCCUGGGCCCUUGUUUACAAAGAGGUUUGCAGCUGGUGACGUGCGACUGGACAAGCUUGGGGUCACUACCUUCAGGCUGUCCAUGGGGAGGCUCCAGCCCUCAGAUCAAGGUCAGCUGUUCUGUGAGGCAACUGAAUGGAUUCAGGAUCCUGAUGAAACCUGGACUUCCAUCACGAAAAAGCAGACAGAUCAAACAACUCUCAGGGUCCAGCCGGCAGUGAGAGAUUUUCAAGUCAACAUUAGAGCUGAGAACACAGUUCCUGAAGGAAAAUCCUUAGAACUCGUUUGCCUGGUCAUGGGCGGUGGCCAGGACCCACACCUUCAGGGCACUUGGUUCUUCAAUGAUAUUGAAACGGCCCACAUUGAUGCUGACGGAGUUCUGGAUCUGAAGAAAGAUUACCAAGAAAGAGCAAGCCAAGGACAGCUCCAGGUUUCAAAGUUAAGCCCCAAGUCUUUCUCUCUCAAGAUCUUCUCUAUGGGCCCAGAGGAUGAAGGUGCAUACAGAUGUGUAGUGGCAGAGGUGACAAGAGCUCAGAUGGGCUCCUGGCAGGUGCUUCAGAAAAAACAAUCACCAGACAGCUUUGUGCGCCUUAGGAAGCAAGCAGCAAGAAAUGUGGCCGUGUCUACCAAGAACAGGCAGCAAGCAGUGUGGGAAGGAGAGGCGUUAACCCUUUUCUGCAAGGCAGAUGGAGCUGAGAAUCUCCUGACUGUGGCCUGGUGGCAUGUCCCACAAAACCAGACACAGCCGGUGUUUGUGGCUGGCAUGGAGCAGGAUGGCACCGUGAAGCUGGGUGCCUCCUACGGGGAACUUGAUAACUUCAGAAACGCAAGGCUGGAGAAAAUGGACUGGGCCACCUUCCAACUUGAGAUCGCCUCCACCACCAUCACAGACAGUGGCAUGUAUGAGUGCAGAGUGUCUGAGAGGACCCGGAGCCAGGCCAGAGAUCAGAGUUGGACUCAGAAGGUGUCGAUCACUGUAAAACCCCUCGAGUCAAGUUUACAAGUUAGUCUGAUGAGCCGUCAACCACAAGUGAAAUUAACCAACACCUUUGACCUGUCCUGCAUAGUGAGGGUUGGCUACUCUGACUUGAAGGUUCCAUUCACCAUGACAUGGCAGUUCCAGCCAGCCAGAUCGCGAACCUUUGAUCUGCUUCUUCAAAUCACCCACAAUGGCACUAUUGAAUGGGGGAGCUGCCUACCCCAGUUCCAAAGGAAGACGAAGAUUUCCCAGUCUUCAUUUCAUUCUCGGCUCCUAAUCCAUGAUGCCACCGAGGAAGAAGCAGGAGUUUAUCAGUGUAAAGUAGAAGUUUAUGACAGAAAUUCUCUGCACACAAAUAGUCCUGUGAGGGCUUCUGCCACCUCUCACCCACUGAGGAUCACUGUCACUUUGCCAGAGAGCAACCUGAAAGUGAAUUCAAGCAGUCAAGUCCAAGAGAUCUCCAUCAACUCCAACACGGACAUAGAGUGUAGCAUCCUGUCCCAGUCCCCUGGAAACCUUCAGUUGGUCGUGACUUGGUAUUUCUCUCCCAUUUCCACUGAUGCACACUGGCUGAAGAUCCUGGAAGUGGACCAAAACCACGUAGUAAAAUAUGGGGAUGAAUUUCAGACCACACGGAGAAAACAAAAAUUCCACGCUGAGAAAGUUUCCCGAGGCUUGUUUCAGCUACACAUUCUGAACGUGGAAGACAGCGAUCAGGGCAGAUACCGCUGUGCUGUGGACGAAUGGCUCUGGUCUGCAAACAGUACUUGGCACAAGCUUGGAGGACAGACAUCAGGUCUCACAGAACUGAAGCUCAGGCCCACAGGAAGUAAAGUACGCGUCUCCAAAGUGUCCCGGACAGAAAAUGCCUCCGAGCACAGUGAGGUGACCAUCUGCUGCAGCCUUGAGGGAGCCAUCAGCCCUGCCUCCCUGAUCUCUGUGAUGUGGUACUUGCACCGAGAUUCUAGAAGUAAGAUGUUGGUGCACGUGCAGCAUGAUGGCUUGCUGGAAUAUGGUGAAGAGGGGCUCAGGAGGCGCCUUCACUCUUAUCGCUUAUCCACUACUGACUUUGUCCUGGUGCUACAUCGGGUGGAGAUGGAAGAUACUGGAGAAUACUGGUGCAAGGUGGCGGAGUGGCAGCUCCACGGCAACCCAAGCAAGUGGGUCAGCCAAGCAUCAGAUGAGUCACAGCCUGUGGUGCUCAGAGUGCUGCCUUCAGAGCCCAACUUUCCUUCCAGGAUCUGCUCGUCAGCACCUUUAGUCUAUUUCCUAUUCAUCUGCCCCUUCGUCAUACUCGUCUUUCUGCUCAUGUCCCUCCUCUGCCUGUACUGGAAGGCCAAGAAGUUGUCAGCUCUGAGUCUAAGCAUGCAGAAAGAACAGAGCCUCUGGGUGAACUUGAAAGGAGCUGGAGGCAGGACCACAAACAGGAUGGGAGACUAUGGUGAAGACAAUUGAAUCCUGAGUGGUGCCCACGAAGAGGAAAGACUUUGGAACUGGACUGCCCGGGAUAGGCGCGCCCCCUGGUUCUGUCCUUCUCUGAGUCUGUGGCCUGGGGUAAAGUACCUAGGACUCAGAGGGAACAUGUAUUGAGCGUGUUUGUGGUUCCAGGAACGGUUAAGUGUUUCUUAGUAUUUUAUCUAAUCACUCCCUUGCAUCCCCCCCAGGAGCUAGGUGGCACUAACCUGGUCUUACAUUUGCCACAUCUCCCAAGGCUUGGGCUCCUCAUCUGGAAGACCUGUAAGGAGAAGAGUACCUCCCUCACUCAGCCACUGGGGGUUAAGUGAGAUCCCAUGACAGACUCCAGGGCCAUGCUUCUUUCGCCUUGCUCUCUUAGGUCACUGAUUCUCUGGAGAACACUCGGCGGUCCAGCCACCCUGGCUCUAGGUAAUCUUUGCCUCCAGAUCAGAGGCAUAGGAAAGGACCUGAUGCCAGCAAGGCAAGAGAAGUUGGGAAUGUGCCCUUCAUUCAGAUCAAAUGUGCCUCCCAACCAGACUGUGACAGCCUUGAAGACAGAAAUCCCAUCUUCUCCUCCACCCCAUCUCCAUCCCUUCUCUAAAAGCUGCUCACAAGCAAGCUUGGCAGAGUAAGUUCUUAAUCAGUAUGGGUUCCUUAAUGAAAGGAUAAAGUAUUUUGUAGCCUUUCUUUCUUCUUUUUUCUCCAUAAGACUUAGUAACUCAUUGGUAAGAAAAAAAUUAAAAAAAAAUUUUUUUUUGCAACAGUGGUCUAGUCAGCUCCCCAAGGCCUCAUAUCUCCCUCAUAUCUUCCCACACCCAAAGGUCCAUCUGGCUCCUGGCUCUUCUUAGCCAAAGGCCUUAUUUUCCUUGACCUGACAGCACUGAGCAGCCGGAAAAGGGGCUGUGGUAGUUAUGUGAGGGCAGAGGGUUAACAGGGCCUCUCUCCUGCCCUGCUCUGGCAGGGACUAGGAGCUCCGGGGGAGCAGUGGGUCAGGCUGGCUCCUCUGUGUCCUCUCUUCUCAGCCAGGAAAAGUCAGGGGCUGGGGGAUGGGGGUGUCAUGGCUGAUGACUUUCAACCACCAUCCCCUAAGAGAAACCAACUGUCCCCACUGAGCCUGAGGUCCCCUCACCUUUGUUUCAAAAGCUGUGCAGGCCCUGUUGUAGCCAGAAUUGGAAAUCAAUCAGUGCCACCUAACAGACUUGAGAAAACACGUCUAUUUAUUAGCUAUGUGACCAACAGGGUUGCUCUAACACUCAUUAAUUUGGAUUUCCAAGGAGGGCAAUUUAUUUUUAAUUAUUUUAUCAGGCACACACGUCUUCUCCAAACAUAAUUAGUUCCUUUGCAAGGGGAUUAUUGGUGACUAUGAGAACUCCCACUGCAGACCUACAGGUUCCUUGAAUUCAUCUUCCUUUGUAGCCCUAUUUGAAAUAUUCCAAAUGUUUUCUUAAACAGGUUAGUGCAUUUAUUUCUUCCUUCUCAGGAAAAGGGAACAAAGUUUUGCAAAAACAAGGCUAAUGUUAAGAUAUCUUAGAAAGUGUGAUGCCUUCUGUACCCCCACCAUUUUUCCCAGAAACCUUUAUUUUAAAUGGAUAUUGAAGGAAAAGAGUGGAAUGGAGCUCCAUCAGAGAAUCAGAGUAGAUUCUAGAGCUGCCCCUGCCCGGGUACCCUCUCCCCCAAACACUGUUCUCCCUCACUACCUGGAUACUGCCUUUCAGCUCUCAGCUCAAACAGCAGUUCUUCACAUUUGAAUUCAGCACAGAGAUUGCACAGAACAGACACUCAGAUAUGCAACUGCUCCACCUGGAGCAGAUUUAUUGUCCAGUGAGCACUUCCUGGGUUGCAAAGGUUGCUAUUGUGACUUGGGCAGACAUAGCCCCGUUCCCCGGGGAUGAUCACCUUGUUUUGUUCUGGACGCUCUGCUUUCCUUAAUGGGGGCUGGAGCACAUUAGAUUUUCUAAGAAGUCACAUCAUGCUGUUUGGCCCAUAGUAGUUUUCUGGCAGCUAAAACCUGUGUGUCUUCUUUUUACCUUUCUGAACUUUUUAGAAUAAAAUUUGCUUUUAUUCAAUUCAGUAGGCAUUUUAUAUGGAAUCUCUCUGAUUAUGGGCUUGUUCUUUUUAGUUUUUUAGACUUCACAGAGAUCUUUACUUUUACUCAGUGACUUCAACUAUUUUAUGUCACCACUUUCGGCUUCUUGUGUCAGUAAAUCCUCCGUGGCAACAGGACAAACCUCUGCCUCAGGAGUUGGCUACCUGUAGCCCACAGGCCAAAAACAGACCCACCACCUGUUUUUUUAAAUGCAAUUUGUUGGAAUACAGACACUCUCAUUUGCCUACAUAUUAUCUAUGGCUGCUGAUAUGAUAUAAUGGCUGAAUAAAGUAGUUGCCACAGUAACCUAAAAUGUUUACUCUCUGACCUUUCAUGGAAAAAACUGGCCACUCCCUGCUCUCCUUCAGUAGCUUAUGUUUUAUCUUAGCCAUGUAUUAUGUUCCUAGGAAGCUUGAUUUGAGCAGUUGUAUCUGUCUCUGUUAUACAGCUGAUGACUUUAAUAAAUAAUUUUAGGCUCUCCGGA
Messenger RNA from Cervus elaphus (red deer), 6598 nucleotides. It is a transcript of the gene CD101, whose product is annotated as CD101 molecule. The transcript is spliced from 9 exons. NCBI's taxonomy places the organism in Eukaryota, Metazoa, Chordata, Mammalia, Artiodactyla, Cervidae. The coding region runs from base 972 to 4028 and encodes 1018 amino acids. The record is from RefSeq and is a predicted model, not a curated record.